AUGGAGAAGAAACAAGAUGUGUACGUCCAGUCAAAGCUCGCCAGCGCCGAUGAGGCCCUGCCAGCGGGCAUCAGCGGUGCUGAUGAUGUGCGGCUCGCAGAGCUCGGGUACAAGGCUGAGUUCAGGCGAGAGUUCUCGCUCUUGGAGACCGUCGCUUUUGCGUUCUCUAUCAUGGCGGUCAUCGGAGGCGUGUCGUCGACGCUGUCCUUCCCUUUGAUUUCAGGCGGGCAUGUCGGGAUGGUCUUUGGGUGGGGCAUCCCCUGCCUAUUCAUCAUGUGCAUCGCGGCCUCCAUGGCGGAACUGGCCUCUUCUAUGCCAACGAGUGCAGGACUGUAUUAUUUCUCUGCGAAGCUGGCACCACAGAAGUAUUCUGCUCUUGCAAGCUGGAUCACCGGCUGGGCGAACGUCACCGGCCAAGUAACGCUUGUCUGCUCCAUCGACUAUACAGUAGCGCAGAUGAUCACUACCGCAGUGGCAGUCGGGACGGACGGCUCCGUGAAACUGGGCUCUGGACCCACGUACGGCAUCCUCAUCGCGCUGCUCCUGGCGCACGCCAUCAUAUGCUCUGCCGCGACGAAGAUCCUGGCACGCCUCAAUCUUUUCUACGGCCUCGUCACCGGAAAGUUGCCCAUUUUCAGCUUCCGCGUGAUGCACUACUGA
Messenger RNA from Sparassis crispa, 660 nucleotides. RefSeq lists its product as hypothetical. Gene Ontology annotation, biological process: transmembrane transport. Lineage: Eukaryota; Fungi; Basidiomycota; Agaricomycetes; Polyporales; Sparassidaceae. The transcript is spliced from 5 exons. Bases 1 to 660 code for a protein of 219 amino acids. The record is from RefSeq and is a predicted model, not a curated record. Gene Ontology annotation, molecular function: transmembrane transporter activity. Gene Ontology annotation, cellular component: membrane.